CGCUCGGCCAUGGGGCGCGGGAUGUGGCUGCCGCUGCCGUCGCUGCUGCUGCUGCUGCUGCUGCGGGGCGCCGCCGCCGCUGCAGGUCUGGGCGGUGUGGCAGGAGCGAGCAGCCCCUGUGAAAAGGCCUGCAACCCCCGCAUGGGCAACCUGGCGCACGGGCGGGUGCUGCGCACGGAGACGUCCUGCGGGCAUGAUGCCGCCGAGCCCUUCUGCACCUACACCGAGGACACCGAGCGCCGCUGCAAGCGCCCCACCUGCGGCCGGUGCAGCCGAGCCCACGCGGGGCUGGCACACCCCCCCGCCGCCAUGGCUGACUCCCCCUUCCGCCUGCCCCGCACCUGGUGGCAGGCAGCCCAGGAUGCCCCCAGCGAGACCAUCCAGCUGGACCUGGAAGCCACCUUCUACUUCACUCACUUGAUUAUGGUCUUCAAGUCGCCCAGGCCGGCUGCCAUGGUGCUGGAGCGCUCCCAGGACUUUGGUGAGACGUGGAAGCCUUACAAAUACUUUGCUGCUAACUGCUCAGCCACCUUCGGGCUGGAGGAUGAUGUGAGGCAGAGAGGAGCCAUUUGCACUUCCAGAUAUUCAAGUCCCUUCCCCUGCACUGGAGGAGAGGUGAUAUUCCGAGCCCUGUCACCACCUUACGCCGCGGAGGACCCUUACAGUGUGGAAGCCCAGGCACAGCUGAAGAUCACCAACCUGCGAGUGCGGCUGCUGGAGCGGCAGGGCUGCCCCUGCCUCCCGGCCCCCCAGACCCCCCAGCCCACGCCAUCCCUGCACUUUGCCAUCUAUGACUUCAUCGUCAAGGGCAGCUGCUUCUGCAAUGGCCAUGCUGACCACUGCAUCCCUGUUGCUGGAUUCAAGCCCAUCAAGGCAGCUGGUGUUUUCCAUGUGGUCCAUGGGAAAUGCAUGUGCAAGCACAACACAGCAGGGUCCCACUGCCAGCACUGUGCCCCGCUCUACAAUGACCAGCCUUGGCAGGCUGCCGACGGCAAAACUGGAGCCCCCAAAGAGUGUCAGUCGUGCAAGUGUAAUGGGCAUGCCGACACUUGUCAUUUUGACAUGGAUGCGUGGCUGGCAUCAGGCAAUCGCAGCGGCGGUGUCUGUGACAACUGUCAGCACAACACAGAAGGGCAGCACUGCCAGCGCUGCAAGCUGGGCUUCUACCGGGACCUCAGGAAGCCCUUCUCUGCCCCAGAUGCCUGCAAACCUUGUUCCUGUCACCCCCUGGGAUCGGCUGUGCUUCCCCUGGGCCCCCGCACCUUCUGCGACCCCAGCACCGGUGACUGCCCCUGCAAGCCCGGUGUGGCGGGGCCCCGCUGUGACCACUGCCUCCCCGGCUACUGGGGCUUUGGAGCCUAUGGCUGCCGCCCCUGUGACUGCGCCCGCAGCUGCGACCCCCACACCGGCGACUGCCACAGCAGCAGCUCAGAUGUGACCUGGCACAACGAAGCACCUCCUUUCCAGGCAGUGCUCAACGAGAGCGAGCCCACCUGGGGCUGGGAGGAUGAACAGGGCUUCUCAGCACUCCGACACUCCGGUAAAUGCGAAUGUAAAGAGCAAGUUUUAGGGGAUCCCAAGGUCUUCUGUGGGAUGAAGUACACCUAUGUGAUCAAAACGAAGAUCUUGUCAGCUCAUGACAAAGGCUCCCAUGCAGAAGUUAAUGUGAAGAUCAAGAAAGUCUUGAAAUCUACAAAGCUGAAGAUCCUCCGGGGCAAGAGAACACUCUACCCUGAAUCAUGGACUAACAGAGGCUGCACUUGUCCCAUCCUCAAUCCCGAGAGCAAAACUAAGCUCCAGCUGAUACACCUUUCUUUACAACUCCAAGAUAAAUCAACAGUUACCAACUAAUUCAGGUAAAGGAUUUUCUUUCCAUAAGGUGCAUACACCACUUGGAAAUCAGCAACUGAAGCGCUGACUUCGGUACUGAGACAUCCCUUGUGUGCAGCAUUAGAAACUUCUUUUCGGGGUAAAGGGCUGUCUGUGAAACUGGAUCAUGCAGAAAGGUUACUCACUGAUGAGGUGUUUGCAGUCUUCUUUCAUCUCCACUGGAGUGACUGUCUAGUUUUGAAGGCAUGCUGCCAAGAUAGCGCACCUGUAACUAUGAAGUCUUGUCAGGUGCAAAGGUUGGAUGAAUCAGCAGCAUUAGGCAAGGUUCUGCUAUUUAAGUGCAAUAAGACUUUGGAUAUUGCUAGAACACCAUAAAUCCAUAAUCAAAUAGCUAUAGCUAUUUUAUUUUUCUGCAUGCAAUGGAAACACAAGACAGCCCAGAUGCAGCUGCCUUAAUAUGAACCUGGAGAAAUGCUGUGGAAGCUGUCUGAAACCAAGCAUGCAGGGCAGCCCCACGCCUAACACCCAGCUUUGCCACUCCACUAACUUUAGAGGAGCUUCACUGAUUUUCCCCAACAGAUGAAAAGACAGCAGUAAUCACAGAAUCAAUUAAGAUCUCUUAGACAGCAGGAGAAGGGUGGAUAUGCAACUGUCUUUAGGAAUAAUUCAGGUGUGUGACACAUCAGGUGUUUCUCCCUUGUUACUCCCUUGACAGCUGUCAUGAUUUACGUUGCAAAGCUUGGUAUUGCAUUGAAAUGCAGCUGCUGGUCCUGUGAGUAUAAAUUAAUCUCAGCCUUCACAUUGAAAAGAAGCCGUGAAGUUCAGUGCUAAUAGGAAACUUGAAAACAUAAAUUGAGUGCAUCUUUAAGAUUCAAUAAUUUCAAAGGGGGGGGGAAAGAUCCCAGGUAUUUUUUAAAGACUCAGUAUUUUCUUUAGCUACCACAGUAAUUUCUGAGUGGUUGGCAAUGCAAUAUUAGCAGAUUUAACCCUCUUUCAGAGUAAGAGCUUAUGACCUCCAGAUGAAUAAACCAACAAUAGCUGGAUGAAAAGUCAAGCUGAUAUUAAACAAUUCUCUGACAUAUAACUACAGUGGAAAUCACAUCUCCCAAAAACAUAAAGGAGACCAAAGAUGAACAUAAAAGUAAGACAGAUGUGGUUUUAUGUCUUCGUGGGCUGUUUUCAGAUUAUAAACAUACUUAAGUUCCUACAAGAUGAGUCUCUUCACCACCCUUGCACACCUUUCCCUCCACACACACCCACAGAGGCAGAUUGGACUUCUGUGGGGACACUGAGCUGAAAGGUUUAAAGGUCUCAGCUGUUUGCAAGGGAAAAGAAGACCUUCCCCUCCUUGGCUCUGCCAAGCACAGACACAGGUAGGCAGAGAGUUGCCUACCUCAUUUUAAUUUUACUCUUCUGUAGCACUGGGUUGCAAAUCUAGAAAGCCCUACAACAGUGAGCAACCGUGGCAAUAUUUGCUUGCUCUCUGAGUGUGAAUACUGCAUUUCUCUCUCAAGGGAGGUAAAUUUAGGAGCCCUUGAAAAGUGAUGUCUUACAAAAGCUAGAUUGACAUGGCCAAAACUAAUGUCUUGCAAAGGGUGAUGCUGCCAUACACAUAUCCUGUGUUUACUUGGCAGAAGAGAGGAUGUGUGUGCCCAAAAACUCAGAUGAAGUAGAUAACAAAUUGUACUGAAUUAAAGCAAAACAUCCUUGACUUUUAACUAGGAGUUAAAAGUCUUUAUUCUGAACUGCAGAAUGAAAACUCGAGAAAACACGAGCAGACUCCCUGCCAG
Messenger RNA from Pipra filicauda (Wire-tailed manakin), 3620 nucleotides. It is a transcript of the gene NTN4, whose product is annotated as netrin 4. The coding region runs from base 10 to 1851 and encodes 613 amino acids. Gene Ontology annotation, cellular component: laminin trimer. Lineage: Eukaryota; Metazoa; Chordata; Aves; Passeriformes; Pipridae. The transcript is spliced from 10 exons. Gene Ontology annotation, biological process: substrate adhesion-dependent cell spreading; cell migration; basement membrane assembly. Gene Ontology annotation, molecular function: protein binding. The record is from RefSeq and is a predicted model, not a curated record.